GCGAACUUCCCCAGGAAUUUAGUUAAUAAUUCAUCUCCAGUUUCAGAUUUCUUAUCUACAAGUGAGAGAUAGGGGUUGAAUGCUAACAUAACAGAGAAAGGACAAUUCAGUUGUACAGUUAGGAGUUUCAGACAUGCAUUGAAAUCAUCAUCCAGGAUUUAAGGCCAUUGAAUGUCCUUGUUUUAUGGCAAUUUGCCACACUGGCUGGGAAUGAUGGGAAUAGUAGACCAAAACAUCUGGAGGGCGUCGAUUGGAGAAAACUCAAUUAACGCAAUACCAACAGAACUGAAAAAUGCAAAAGGAAGUUGGUUUUCUCAGUUUGACAUGUCCUGUGCUGUAGACCACUGUGUUGAUAACCAGGAACAAUGAAUGGCCACGUUCCUCAACAAGAAGAUGCACAAGACAUUCCCUUACAACAAGUAGGUGAAGAAAGAAGUGGAGAUGACGUGCCUGAAUCAAAUGAGCUUCUUCAGCCUAACAUAUUUCAGCCUAAUAAGAAGAAAGCCCUCUUGAAGUCAUGCUCUGAGAUUGUGUUUUGGAAAUGCAGACUAUGGAUGCUUGUCACUUCUAUUUUCCUGUUGUUGAUAGCUGUGACUAUCAUAACUUUAUCUGUGAGUUCAGCGGUUUACAUUGACGAAGAUGAAUACUGGGAUCCUGAAUUAAUAGCAAGUGGCAAUCAUCACAACUUCUCAGGGAUAGUAAAAAUCCAUUGUGUGAAUCCUGAGCUGCUGCUUUCAGAAUCAACAUAUAAUUUACUUUCUGAAAAUCUCCACAAGAGGCUUCUGGAUGUGUACAGAGAUUCACCUGCUCUUGGGCGAUAUUUCAUCUCUGCUGAAGUCAUUUCCAUCAGUGAUGGAAAUAAUACGGCAGCCUAUCACUUGUGCUUCUCAGUGCCACAAGAUGAGACUAGAGAGUUUAUGAAGUACAGAAUGAACCAAAAUUUUGUAAUGAAUAUUUUGAGGCAAAAUAUUUAUGACCAGGAAGAACUGUAUGGUCUGGAUGUACCUGAAUGUAUAAAUCUGACACUUGAUCCAACAUCUCUUUCACUAACACAAAUACAGCCUAUUAAUACAGAAGGAUGAAUUGCAUAGAUGUCUGGAUUUCUUGCCUGAUCUCGGAAGAACUUUCAGAUACGUUGCCUACCAUUUCAUUUGUUCAACAAACAAAGUUCUGUACAACAUAUCCACUGUGUUCUUCUCCAUCUUAUACCAAUCAACAAUUCCAAGAAAAACGUGAGUGCAUCAGCCUUAUGGACAAGAUGGUGGAUCUAUGAAUAAGAACUUAAGUGCCAAUGUUUAGAAAUGAACACUCAAGAGAGCAGACUUUUCAAACUGCCCUUAGAUUACAACUGAUGGAAGGGGGGUUGUGUGUGGGGGGUAUGUGUUUUUAACAUUUGACAAAAUGCUAAAAGGACAAUGCUGGAAAAAAAAGAGCAUUCCGGAAAACAGAUACAUAAAAAGUCCCAUUCAGCCUUGAGCUGGCUCUUGGUAGAAUGUUGGCAAAUGCCAUUCUUUUUUACUUUGGUUCUUCAGUACAAGGGUGUUUCCAGGAUUUUCACUAUGCUGCUAAACUGUGCGUAGUAAAAGAGAAGCAAAUAUGCAUUUCUUGGACAAUAAUCGUCUGCAGAAAGGCCUUCAGUGUCAAGUUUCAACCUGCUUCUUUGUGCCUGCUGCAGCUUUACCUUCCUUUCUGCGGUUGGAGAAAUGUGAUGACAGCAUAGUAGCUAUUUACAUUUACUUCUCAGCAGCUCACUCCUCCUCUGCCAUAACAAUCAGUUUGAACACACAUUGAGAAUCCAUCUGUUUAGUGAAUGCAUGAGCCAUCCUGUGUUGAUCUUAUGAGUUACAGAUUUUUUGGCCAAUUGUUAAACAUCUGUCUUGCUUUUGAUUGGAUGGAUCUCAAGGAAACUAUUGGCAAAGUAAAAUGCAGAAGGGUAUCCUCUUCCACGUAACCUUGGUAAGGGCAAGAACCAGUUAAACAAUAUCAGCAAAUUGACAGGAGGAAAAUAAACUCAUUUGAAAUAGGAUGCAGGAGUAGAGUUGUACAGAUACCAUGGGUUGCUAGAAAUACAAUUGAAUGGGUCUUACACCUAAUCAAACCUGAACUAUCACAAGAAGUGAAGACUACACUGAAACUGUUGUAUUUGGAUUAUAUAAUGAGACAACGUGAAAAGACAAUAAAGGUCAAGUGAAAGGCUGUAGGAAGAGAAGGAGAUUACAUUACCGGUGGACUGAAUCAAUAAAGGAAGCCAUGACCCUGAGUUUGCAAAACCUGAGUGGGGCAGUCAAUGACUUGAAGUCUUGGAGGCUUCCUAUUCAUUACCCAUUCAUACGGUUUCCAUAAGUCAAAGUUGACCUGUAACAAACCAAUUGUACAAAAUGUACAAUUAUUAGUUUCUGAAGCCAAAGACCUGUGUAUAAAUGCCUUUGCUGACUGUUGAAAGAUCAUCAGAGAUUGGCAAGAAGUAAUUUGAGAACCUAAGAGCAACUACCAAGGACACUCUCUCAAAUGGCCAUCAAAUGUGCUGCAUAUAAGGUAUGGUUUGUUGCACCACUUAGUGGUAAGGAGGCAAUAUUGUUUUGUUAGAAAAGUUAAAACUGAGCAUGUUCAGAUCUGUGACUUUUCAAGCUAAACAAGUUCCCUAAGAACUGAGUAAAAAGAAACCAAGAGAUAAAUCCUGUAAUUUUUUUUACCUUACUAGAAUCGUAUAUUUCAUAUGUUGUUGAAAGAGAAAAAAGGGCCCCUCUCAAUAAUCUUAAAAUUUGGACAGGUUUCUGUAGGAGAAUGUAGUCUUUCAGAUAACCUGGUUCCAAGUAAUGUAGAACUCCAUAGGUUAUAAGCAGCCUAAGUGGAGCUACGAGUGAGCUUUAGGUUGUGAAAUUUAAGGAGUUAUCUAAGGUGUUGAAGUCCAGUCCUCCAAACAAGUUUAGCACCUUGCAUAGCUGUUUUAAAGUUUGGACUAAAACUUGGAGUGGAUUCACCCCCUACUGACAUGUAGACCACCAGCCUCCACUGGUGAACUAGUAGCCAGUGAAACUGUUGUAACAUGGAAUCACAUGCUCUCUAUGACUGGCCCUGUUCAAAUGUCUGAUUCAGCUGAAAUUCUGGACACUCCAGUGACACCCAUGUGCAUAUUGCAUUACACUGGCUCGAACAGGGUUUAAAUAAGGCAUGUAACAACAUUGCCAAUGAUCACAGGGAGGGAAGCACCCACAUUCUGUGUAUAAAUGGGAUUUAAACUCAGGUAAAUCAUACAAGAGCAGGAUUGUUUUCAGACGACAUUGCUUGAAUUAAGCAUUAACGCGAGAUUAACCCAUGCAAAAAGUGGCAAAAUCACCCCGUUUAUGCACAGGAUUUGGGUGCUUUGCCUCCUGUGUGAUAAACUCUAUACUCAUAUUUACAGGAACAGGGAUUUGUGGCACACUGACUUCAGCAGUGAACAAAUAUACUUGGACACAGUAGAAACAUAAGCACUCAGAGUCAAGUCUGAAUUGAACGCUAUAAUCAAAUUGCAAAACUGAGGAGUUUAUCGCACUGGCUUUUCCUGUCCUUUCCUCCCGAGUUAGGUGCGGGAUGAAAACUUUUAAACAUGAAUUAUUUUGCAUGCCUCCAUGCCCAGGCAGGAGGCAUCCUGUACCCAAUCAUGGCAUCACAUACCCAAUCCAGACUUCUGCAUUUUUUGAAAGAACAGGGUUUUUCCAUUCUUUGCAAGGUGCAGGAGGAGUCUGAAUUGGAUAUGGGGAUGGGGUGGGGGAGGGUCACCCCCUUCUGGCUAUUACCUGGUGCAGGCUGCACCCCCCCCCCCCCCGGGUUAA
Messenger RNA from Sceloporus undulatus (fence lizard), 3815 nucleotides. RefSeq names its product TPA-induced transmembrane protein-like. Bases 366 to 1082 code for a protein of 238 amino acids. Lineage: Eukaryota; Metazoa; Chordata; Lepidosauria; Squamata; Phrynosomatidae. The transcript has 7 exons. The record is from RefSeq and is a predicted model, not a curated record.